Juglans regia (Persian walnut) is the source of this 563-nucleotide messenger RNA. RefSeq names its product CLAVATA3/ESR (CLE)-related protein 46-like. NCBI's taxonomy places the organism in Eukaryota, Viridiplantae, Streptophyta, Magnoliopsida, Fagales, Juglandaceae. The transcript is spliced from 3 exons. The coding region runs from base 19 to 306 and encodes 95 amino acids. The record is from RefSeq and is a predicted model, not a curated record.
ACCACACUUACUCCCACCAUGCUUAUAACGCUUCUCUUGCCAAAGAUGAAGAGAAAAGAGGUCCGAAUAUGUCUUUUAUUGGCCUUCAUCUUCAUUACUAGUGGAUGCUAUUAUUUCACAGCUAUGAGGAUUCGAAGUGCAGAAUCAGCUGUUGAUUUCAAGUUCAAACCUGCAAAAGCAAGAGAAAGCUCAGCCGCAGGAUUCAUGACAGCUACUUGGAACAAAUCAGGAAUGCAGAAUAAUCGUAAGGUUCCUUCAGCACCUAAUCCAAUUGGUAAUCGGCACCCACCAUCCAGGCAUAACUGAGUAGAGGCGUUUAUCAUGCUCAGCAAGCAAAAAAUACGGCGAAGAUGCAUUUUCGGUUAAUAAUAUCAUGUUAAACUUCUGUUCACCGUGUCAUGCUAAUUGAAGGCCGGCCGGUCGAUGCUUGCUAUUCGGAAAGUCAUUCAUAUAAACAGCUAGGUUCUAAUAUUAUGCAUGGCUACCCUAAUACUAACAGCCGGAGAUGUUUUUGCAUGCUUGAAGCUCCUCGAUCAAAACUGUCACAUAUGCUACAAAAUUUU